UUUAAGGAAUUUGUAGUUUCAACUAAGUUAAUUCAAAACGACAGUGAUAAUACACAAAAUGCCUUAAAUUUUUUCCCAAUUGGUGAUCGUGGCAGUAAUGGACAGUCUUCGACAUCUAAUGUGGAUCGCAAUGGCAUCAUGUUUUUUACUCAAGUACACCGUGAUGAAAUUGGGUGCUGGGAUACAUCCAAACCAUAUAUACGCGAAAAUCUAAAAUUUUUGGCGAACGAAAAUGAAAGCAACAUGUCACGUUUAAUACAAUUUCCGAACGACUUAAAAGUUGAUCAAGAGUAUGAGCAAAACAUAUGGGUUAUGAGCAACCGCCUACCCAUAUUUUUAUAUAGCCAGUUAGAUUUUAAUGAUAUAAAUUUCCGCAUCUUACGCGCCAAUAUUAACAAGGUCACUACCGGCACUAUAUGCGAUCCCAGUAUCAGAGCAAGUACGAAGCUCAAAACUGCUACACUGAAUGAGGGGCAAUGCCUAUGAUGUGGACACGUGGAAGAAGAAUUUCUUAAAAUCUAUAUUUUUAUAACAGUUGAAAGCAAAAUUAA
Molecule: messenger RNA, 551 nt
Organism: Teleopsis dalmanni
Lineage: Eukaryota; Metazoa; Arthropoda; Insecta; Diptera; Diopsidae
Product: L-dopachrome tautomerase yellow-f-like
Exons: 1
Cellular component (GO): extracellular region
Source: RefSeq, a predicted model, not a curated record